AUGUACUCCGCCAAACAACUCUCACUCCUGGUGCUGGUUCUUGCCCAGCUGUUGGGCGCCAUCCACUGUGCCAUCUACGACAAUACGGAUAACUGGGUCCUCGCCGACAAGACCAAAACUUUCCCCGAGAAUGCAGUUCUGGGUGGCUUUGAUUCCAACGGUUACGACAACUUUGUCGCACGUGUAGUGUCCGGCAAUAACAUCCUGCCAGCUCGCGUUGUUUCCGAAACCGGAGGUGCAUCGUACAACACCGAUGCGACCGCCUAUACCGCCAACUCCUACGAAUUGUUGGUGUCCAACGCGACCCUUAGCUAUCAAUGGGUACGCAGCUACGAUGGAUACAGGGAGAAGAAUGCGGUCGCCGUAGGCACAAAUUCUUCCAACGAUCUCAUCUACAUUUGCCGGGCCCGAGUCGAUAACGGUCAAUACAUUGGCAGUCUAUAUCUGGCCAAGAGGAAGUGCUUCAUCAAGAUUGGAACCUUGGCCCUGAGACAGCUGGAGAAGUAUGAAGUGCUCGUUCGGGAGUCUAAAUCUGCGCCUUGGUCGCCUUUUGAAGCCUAG
Messenger RNA from Drosophila innubila, 561 nucleotides. RefSeq lists its product as uncharacterized. The transcript has a single exon. NCBI's taxonomy places the organism in Eukaryota, Metazoa, Arthropoda, Insecta, Diptera, Drosophilidae. The record is from RefSeq and is a predicted model, not a curated record. Bases 1 to 561 code for a protein of 186 amino acids.